This is a messenger RNA of Sphaerodactylus townsendi, 4079 nucleotides long. It is a transcript of the gene NXPH3, whose product is annotated as neurexophilin 3. The transcript is spliced from 2 exons. Bases 228 to 1028 code for a protein of 266 amino acids. The record is from RefSeq and is a predicted model, not a curated record. Lineage: Eukaryota; Metazoa; Chordata; Lepidosauria; Squamata; Sphaerodactylidae. Gene Ontology annotation, molecular function: signaling receptor binding.
AGCAGGGAACAGCCUGUAGUCAGACACAUGGAAGUCUCCAGCUGCAGUGGGUGAACCAGCUGCCUGGUUCCCCCCCCCCCCCCAUGUCUGGCUGGAAAGAGGCUGCCCGAGCGGACCUGGAAUGGGGGGAUCCUAGGAGGCCAGAGGCCAGGGUGUAACAAGCAACACCGAGAAGGCAGAACAGAUUUGCAGAGAAUCGAUAGGAAGGAAGAGGCUGGGGGAAAAAAAUGCAGCUGACACGGUGCUGUUUCAUAUUUCUCAUCCAGGGGAGCAUCUAUCUGCUGGUGAUCUGUGGACAAGACGAAGCAGCAGAAGAGGAGGAAGAAGAAAGCGGAAAGCCAUCCAAAGAGCAACAACGUUCCCGGCCACAAAAGAAGAAAGGCCAGCUCUCCUUGAAGUCCACAGCUCCCCAAUCUUACUUUCAGAACUCAUCUCUGCUGGAGUUGGCCUCCACCAACUCACAAGAGUUCUGGAACAUCUUAGAUAGCUUGUCCAAACAGGAUCAAGUUGGGCAACCCCGAAGCCGAAGAGACUCUGUUGGGAACCCUGGCAGACUUAAGAAGAUAUUUGGCUGGGGCGACUUCUACUCUAACAUCAAGACGGUCAAGUUGAACCUCUUGAUUACAGGGAAAGUGGUCGACCACGGGAAUGGCACGGUCAACGUGUUCUUCAGGCACAACUCCACGGGACAUGGGAAUAUCUCAGUCAGCCUAGUGCCACCUAACAAAGCCGUGGAGUUUGACCUCGAGCAGCAAAUCUUCAUUGAGGCAAAAGAAUCAAAGAUCUUCAAUUGCCGGGUGGAAUACGAGAAAGUGGACAAGGCAAAGAAGACCACCCUCUGCACCUAUGACCCUUCCAAGACCUGUUUCCUCAACCACACGCAAAGCCAAGUCUCCUGGGUUUGCUCUAAGCCAUUCAAGGUCAUCUGUAUCUACAUAACCUUCUACAGCAUAGACUACCGGCUAGUCCAGAAAGUGUGUCCAGACUACAACUACCACAGCAAUGUUCCGUAUUACCCCUCUGGAUGACAUCAUACCUCUUUGGUCUCUGAAGCAGCCCAAAGUCUAUCUCAAUGUGGGGUUUGGGUCGGGAAAUAAAACAGAGGCAGCCCACAGGGAGACAGACAAGUGACGCCUCUCUGACGCCAGACAAACCAAGAAGCACCUUGUCUUUGCUGAAGACAAUCGGUUCAAGAAGACUUCGAGGGAAAGAGAGCAAACCUACUAUCCUUGAAUCCAUUUGCCCUGAUUUUGGGGGGGAGGGGGUGGUUGCACUUGGAGCCAGGCCAAGGUAUUUUGGUGCUCUGUGGAAAAAUCUCUGCAAUGCUUUUCUCCGCCACACCCAUAAAAGUUAACAUGGGGCCAAAACCAACCAUGAUUUUCUCAUGUACAAGCCUUCAUGAGGUUUCCACAGGAGAAGUUCUUGCUGGGUUGUGCUCUUGGGUCAGAUCCAGUCACGUUUCAUGAUACCUAUAGUCCAUCUCCAAAAAGGUCGUCUCGCCUUGUGGUAAAGCUCUUAGAGUCUUUGAUCUGUUUUUGGGGGAAAAAAAACAACCCAGAAAGGUGGAUUGAACUCAUGAAUUUUGUAGGGAUUCCCAAGGGGUGCCGUUUGAUUGUCACUUGCGUGUGCUUCUCUCCCUGAAACAAACGAUAGAGAACCACUGGGUGUGGGGAGGACAAGGUCAUACACAAGCAGAAGUGAGUUUGGGGGGUUCCAACCCAGUUCUAACUGCGUGCAACAUGAAAAACCAUGGAGCUGGCUGUUGUGAUUGGCUGAGCACACAGGAGUCUCUGGUUACAGUUGUUGGCUGAGAACAGGCAGAGAGGGUAGGCAGAUCAAUCAAUCCAGUCUGGGUCCACAAAGCGAAAUAUUCAGUCCGAAAGCAGGCACUACAGAAACUACCAGUCUGUCUCACAAAGUUGCUGCUGCAACGCUUGCUGUUCGCAGCUGCCUCUUAGAAGCCUGCAUUUUUGCUCAGCCUGAGUCCUGGGCUGACUUACAGCCAUCCCUUCUGUGUCUCUGGGCUUCCAAACAGGCGCUGCGUCUUGUAGUAUGCAGUGCCUCACGGCCCUGCUGUCCGAGCUGCCUCGCAGAACCAGGUGAGCUGGGGGAACUUUCUGCCUUUGCUGUUGGCUUGGGCCAGCACUGUCCUCCACCUGUGUGACUGCUGACUGCUCACAGGGCUCAACCCACUGUGGCUCUGGAGAUUCAGCCAGCUGAGACUCUGAUGGAGCCAGAUCGUCAUGCCAGUAUUCCUCAUCUGAGGAAUCCUAGCGGGCUGCUGGGGAGCUCACAACACUGGCCUUCAUAAUAUUGACGAAGAGAUGCAUGCCAGUAUCUGCUUCUGCCUCAUCUUAUGAUGCCAGCAGUUUGCAGAUGUUAUUAGAAGAGGCAUUCCUCCUUUCACACACAGGCUGGAAUACCUCUUCCAUUGCUGCUCAAUGAUCUACACAAAAAUUGCCGCAGGGAUCGUCUUGUAAGAAGCAUUCCCAACUGCGUGAGUAGGAAUGCCUCUCCUUAACAGGGUACCUGUUGUCUAGCCUCUGUUUGGAGGGUGGUUUGCAUCAGUGCUUGUAUUUUUAAAAAAGGAAAGAAAUUUUGCUGAAUUUGGGGGUGUUCCAUUGAGCAGAAAGGUUUUUAAUCUAACUGAUCUAGCCAAUUGACUAAAUGUCACACUCACCGCUGUAUAAAAUGCCUAUUCAAACAGAACAUGCUCUGCUAAAAAAAUGUAUUAUAAUUCUAAAGGUUUAAGCUAGGUGGUGAUAGGCAUUGGAAGCAACACACCUGCCAGAGCAUUUAUAAUAUGCCAAAGCUCAAGGAAGCUUCCAUAAGGAGCUUAAAAAAAUAUGAGGUGCAAAGGGAAUACACACACCAUUUCUAACUAUCAACUAGGUGGUCCUUGUGUAAAUAAUAAAACCAGACUGCCCAUCUACAGGGCAGAGGUCUCUACAUACUCAAGGGGGUCUCUGGGGAUGCACAAAGGGAAAAAAUGGCGAAACAAAUAAAAGAAGCUUUGCUCCCCCUGAAAAACGUCUUGAUGGGGGCUAAACAUGUUUUGGGAAGAAAGGAAUGCGGAGAGCUGCUGUCACUCUAGGAGGAAAAGGCACUAGUUUGCUGAAGCCCUUGAGAGUUUAUGGAAACAUCAAAAAUGAAGAGGGGGAGAAGUAGGAUUUCCAAAUCAGUGGAUUUAGACAUGGAUACCUUUUCUUAGGAUUGCACUGUUGGUUUCUUGUUUUGAGGUUUGCCUCUCCGAAGUAAGUUUUAUUGGCCCCUGGUCAAAUUCUGAUGGCAAGAAAUCUUUCUUAAUGGUUUUGACAUAGACGUCUCUCUCUGGUCCCUUCCGCACAUGCAGAAUAAUGCACUUUCAAUCCACUUUCAAUGCAGUUUGCAGCUGGAUUUUACUAUGCGGAAUAGCAAGAUCCAGUUGCAAACCAUUGUGAAAGUGGAUUGAAAGUGCAUUAUUCUGUAUGUGCGGCAGGCGCCUCUGUCUCUGCUUCCAACUGGAGCGCUGUCGGAGGAGGCAUCCAAACGAUGUUAUCCUCUAAUAAUCAUUUCCCAUAUUUUCCCUGUCCUCUCUGUCCUCUCUUCCUUUAGCAGUCUGUACCUUUUUGGAAACAACACUGUCUACACUGUUAGCAUGCCACCCAGAUGAAAAAAGUUCACCUUUUUAAUCAUUUAGCAGCCAAUUUUAGCCAUUUUAAUUACUACCACACUAUCGCAAUUGCUGGCUUUUUUUAAAAAAAAGCCCUCCAGUCUUGCAGCUGAGAAAAUGGCUGCAGAUGGUCCACAAGUAAGCAGAAAGCUCCCAUGUGAAUUCUCUCCAGCGCCCAAGAGAAGAUCUCUGCAUUUGCAGCAGCGAUGAAUGCAGUAUGCAGAAUCUUGUGUGAAUGCCGCCUUGGUCCCUCAAACCUGAACAGUGACAACCUUCACAACAGAUUUCACUGUGCUUUGUGAGAAACUUUCUAACACUGACAAAACGUCCAGAGAAUAGAAGAAGAGUUUGGAUUUAUACCCCACCUUAGUCUCCCUCAAGGAUGCUCAAGGUGGCUUUCAAGCUCCGUUCCCUUCCUCUCCCCACA